CAGUGUGUUGGCAAAAUAAUUUUUUUUAAAAGCAAUUAAAUGUGACAGGUUCAGUGGACAAUUUGGUGUCAUUUUUAAUUUAAAAUUGUUAAUAAUGUCAUCGUGGCUUAACUUUAACGACAGUUUUAAUAACAUAAAAGGGCAAAUAACAAAUUUGGCAAAGGAUGUUUUGGCAGUAGACGAAGAGAAUGAACAUUCCGAAAAAACUUAUGAAGAGAUCAAUAGAAUAUGUCAACAACAAGAACUACAAAUUCAAGAGCUGCUUAGUGUUAUUGAAGCAAAUAAACUAAAAGUUAACAAUGGCGAAUCUUCCCAAUCGAAUGCUUUCGGAGACACUUGGAACUGGCAAGAACAAGUUCUCAUACCACCAAAGCCGGAAAGCAGCCAAAACGACGAUACAAAAACGGUGGAAAACCUGAAAAAACUUGUGGAACAACUGAAAACCGAAAAAAAUGAACUGGAAACGGCACUCGAGCAGUUGGACUCUGACAACCAACAAAACAUUUCCGAAAUAAUGUCGAUUAAAGAUAAAUUGCAGGAGGAAAAUAACGAGGUCAAAGAAAAAUGCGAACAGCUUCAGCAAAUGAAUAAAAAGUUCAAUAUAAAAGAAGCAAAUUUUAAGAAAUCGUUUGAGGAACUUAAAAGCAAAUAUGACGCUCUAAAACAAAAGCAACCUUCAACCCCAAAUGAAACCUCGAAUCAAUCAACAAUCAUAGAAGAAAACCGCAAGCUAAAACACGAUAUUGAAGAGUGCCAAAAAGAACUAACCUUCGUUAAAAGUGCCAACUUAACCCUGCAAAAAGUAUUGGAAGACCUAAAAAACGCCGACGAAGAUUCCGUAACCAUACUUCAGAACGAAAACAAACUCCUUUACGCCGAACUUCAAAAAUCCAAGCAAGCAAUCACUGAGUUUGAAAGGAAAAACAUCGAAGAUACGGAGAAUUGCGCCAAAUUGGCCGACAUCUUGGACAGCUAUGAGAAACAAGUGAGCGCGUUGAAGGAAGAACUGUCAACUUUACACAGCCAACAAGAUAAUAUAGCAGGUUACGAUCAACUCAUAAAAGAGUUAAAGGCGGCUAAUAAUCAAAGUUUGGAAGACAUUGAGAAGUUGAGCGUUAAAUAUGAAAGUUUGUCGAAACAAUAUAAAGAAUUAACCGAGGAAAAUCAAGGAGUCCACAAGAAGUAUGUUAAUAUUGUAACGGAAAACGUGAAAAGAUAUCUAGAGGGCGAAAAAACUUCAGAUAGCAACACAGAAGAGGAUAAUGAACUGAGCGAGUUCAAAAAGCAAGUGGAAAAUAUUUUGGACAUGCUCCUGGAUUUUAAAACAAAAAUCGAGUCUCUUGAAAAGGAAGUUUUUGAGUUGAAUCAGGACAAAAAUAAAAUUCUUUCAGAGAAAAACCAUGAGAUUGAAAAAUUGAUACAAAAUUCUGAAGAGUUAAGUCAAGAAGUUAUUUCUAAAUCGCGAAUCGUGAAAGAGUACGAAAAUGAAUGUUCCGAAUUGGAGAAAAAUAACGAACUGCUUAUUAAAGAGUUGGACGCCCAUAAGAAUAAUUCAGGGCUCCAAACAAUCACAGAAACCAACGAAGAGAAUGUUAUAAUGUUAGAAUCUGAAGUGGAAGAUGCAAAUAAAAGGAUAAAUUACCUGGAAGGCGUAAUAGAUGAUUACGAAAAACAUAAAACAUUCCACGAAGAUGACUCCAUACCGCUAGAAACGCAGUUAGAUAUUUCCAAAAUCCGUAUCGAGGAACUGGAAAAAAUCAUACUGGACAUGGAGAACGAGAAAGACAGUCAAAAUCAAAAACUUGAAGUAGAUACCACAAACAAAAGUCACGACUUCCAAGAUUUACUGGGCAAAUACGACCAACUCUUGAUCGACAGCGAAAGUUACAAGCACGACUUGAAAGUAGCCGAAGGCGAUUUAAAAUCGAGCAGUCUAGAAAUCGAAAAUUUGAACCACGAUCUGGACAAACUCAAAUCCGAUUUGGAGAAUUCCGAGUACCAAUCGUCUGAGUUGAACAUUAACAUGGAGGGUUUAAAGGACGAAUUGGAACUGGCGAAAAUGGAAAUCGAAAGAAUACUGAAAGAAAAACAAUUGCUAAUGCAACGACAGAAUGAAAACGACUGCAACACCGAGGAUAUACGAACGGAGCUUAACUUUGUUCGCGAACAGUUACUAUUAGAGGAAGAUCAGAGGAGAAAAGGCGAGUCGGAAAUAAGAAUGUUGAAAGAAAAGUUGCAGGCUUGCAAAAUUUCGGAAACGCAGCUAAAAUUGCAGUGCGAUGCUCUAAGUAAAGAAUUAGUAGUAGCUAACGAAGGCAAAAAUAACUUAAAUACGAGUGCAAUGCGUAUAAAAGAGCUUGAAGGUAAUUGUUUGGAAAUGAAAAAGAAGAAUGAGGAGUUGGUGGAGGAUUUAAAUAACAUGAGAGUUGCUAAAGAUGCGGAGUUGGUAGAUUUAAAGCUAAGUGUUGAGGAGUUGGAAAAAAAAUUAUCCACAAUUGAAAAUAAAAAUGAUGUGAUAAAGGAAACAAUAAUACCAGUACAGUCAACAAACAGUGGUGAACAGUUAAAAGCUGCAUUGGAGGGCAAAAUAUACCUGGAAAAUGACAUGAAAGACCUACAAACAAAAUUAACUGAAUUGGUUUCGAAUCAUGAGAAACUCCAACAAGCAUUUGCAACGAAAGAAAAGGAAAUAGAGCAAAUGAAUGCAUCAAGAAACGAAUUAAUAGCGAUGGUUAAAACAAAAGACCAAGAAAGUGUAACUUAUUACAACGAAAUUCAGAGGUUGAUGCAAAUGUUGCAGCUGGAAUCGGAAAAAAGCACAAACUUGGAGAUGCAGCAACAAAACCUAGUAAGAAGCGAAGAAUUCAACAAACUUAAAGAAGAACAUGAAAAAUUGACGGACCAAAAUGGUUUUCUGAAGCAAAAAUGCGAAGUUCUGGCCGAAAAUUUGCUGCAAGAGCAAUCGAAAGUACAAACAGUAUUAUCGGAAAAAUCCAGCACCAGUGAGAGGGAGCAAUCCCUGCUAAAAGAACUCGAUAGGCUUAAAACGCAUUUGAUCGAAGUCGAAGAAACUCUCACCCAGGAACUUGUGGAGGCUGAGCGGAAAAAUGCAGAACUCUUGAGUAAAGUCAAAGAUAUCGAGGAAAAGGAGAAGAAUUCGAGCACCAUGUACACUUCCAUCAGCAUAAGGGCCAACCAGCAAGUCGAAGUUUUACAAAAACAAGUGCAAUCUUUAACCAGCCAACGCGAGGAGUUGAGAAGAAAAAUGUCCGACGCAGAAGAUGAGAAUAACAAAAAGGGUGCGGCGUUAGCCAACUUACAGUUUGUCUUGGAGCAAUUCAGAAAAGAUAAAGAAAAGGAUGUACAUCAGGAGACAGAACGUAUAAGGAGGCAAAUAGCCGUGGAAAAAAGCGUGCAGGAAGAAUUAAAGAGGGAAAUUCACAACAUAAAACAACAGCUGGAGGAAAGCAAACAAGGUUUACAGGCGGCCGCCAGGUUAUCUGAACAGUUAGAGUUGUCUAAAAGACUUACCGUAACUCUUAAAGAAGAAGUAACUCAGCUACAAUCCAAACUAGACAAGUCCGAAGAAAAAGUCAGAAACAUCGCGAGCCAAACCGACGGAAAAGUUGAAAAAUCCCUGGUAAAAAACCUCAUCAUUGGCUAUGUGUCCUCCAACCCAACCAUGAACAAGGACCAAUCGCAAAUCCUAAAAAUAAUUGCGACUGUCCUCGAUUUCAACCAACAAGAUCACGAUAAACUGAGCAGUAGCAAAGCGCAGAAUGCGUCCUGGUUGGGUUCUCUACUAUCACCCCAAAAUAACCAAAAUUUGACGCAGGAAUCACUGUCGCAAGCUUUUGUUAAGUUUUUGGAGAACGAAUCGAAACCAAGAGUGGUCCCCAGCCUCCUAAGUGAACCUUCCACGACUAAAAACGGAAACAAAACCACAUCGACGACGUCACAACAGUCACCCAUAGUUUUAAGUGAAAUCAUGUUGCCUACCUUCGCCGAUUUUGCGCAAAACAGGAAUUCAAGCUCUAUUCUAAAAGAUGUAUUAAAAGAUAGCACUAACAGCAGUUAACUGUUUAUUCGUUUGUUUAUACAUUGUUUAAAGUAUAAUAUAAUAUAUUAUACAUAUUAUGAAAGUGUAAGAUUUUUUAACAAU
Brassicogethes aeneus is the source of this 4162-nucleotide messenger RNA. The record is from the annotation of a GenBank genome assembly. Lineage: Eukaryota; Metazoa; Arthropoda; Insecta; Coleoptera; Nitidulidae.